UGUUAAGACAAAAAAAAAAACAUAAAACAUACGAUCGUGUGACACGAAACUACAAAGCCUCGAAAGAACAGCAGCAUCAUGUCAACCAAAGAAAUCUUUCUUCUUCUAGAUCCAUUUUAUAAUAAAAAUUAAAAGUGAAUUCUUAACUUUCAGCAAUAUCAAUAUACACAAAUCCCCUUUUUAUACCGUUGUUUUAUACAAAGGUCCCCUCCUGAUGUGCUCCUUCACUUUACGGGUUUCUCCAUUAAACACUUCCUAAAUCUCACUCAAUUAACUUCUUCGACAUAGUUUGUUAGUUUCAAACUCCAAAGCAAAAACAACUAUAGAACACAAAAACUCAAUUUACCGCGUUGUUCUGUUCUUCGCUUUGCCAUCACCACCAUCAACAUAAAAUGUUGUGAAAAUUUCAUCCGGCAAGCUACUAAAUAAAAUAAGUGAAUAAAAUAAAAAAAGUGAAUUACCAGCAAAUAAAUACAACAACAACUACCAACUAUAAUAGCAACAAUAUAUUCUCACAAACUCACUCGCUCUCACUCCUCUUCUACAUUCCCCCGCGUAUUUCUCUAGUAAAUAACAAAACAAAGCAACAACAACUAUUCGCCGUUUCCUGCGAGUCUUUUAGCACUCUGUUAUUGGGGAUUUUCGCCUGCUUUUUGAACAUUUACUUUACUUUUUGGUGUCCAGCAAACUGUUAAACUGUCAUGGCCGGUAAUGGAGAAGCUAGUUGGUGCUUCUCACAGAUAAAAGGCGCCUUAGAUGAUGAUGUAACCGAUGCAGAUAUCAUAUCCUGUGUUGAAUUUAAUCACGAUGGCGAGUUGCUGGCAACUGGCGAUAAAGGUGGACGUGUUGUUAUUUUCCAGCGUGAUCCUGCAUCUAAAACGGCGAAUCCACGACGUGGUGAAUAUAAUGUCUAUUCGACAUUCCAAUCGCAUGAGCCCGAAUUCGAUUAUCUCAAAUCAUUAGAAAUUGAAGAGAAAAUCAAUAAAAUACGAUGGUUACGAAGAAAAAAUCCUGCACACUUCCUGCUUUCGACCAAUGACAAAACCGUCAAAUUGUGGAAAGUCAGCGAGCGCGACAAAUCCUUCGAAGGCUAUAACACCAAAGAGGAGAAUGGCCUAACGAAGGACCCACAAAAUAUUACCGCCUUACGAGUUCCUUCUGUCAAACAAAUCCCUCUGAUGGUCGAAGCAUCACCCAGACGCAUUUUUGCCAACGCCCAUACCUAUCACAUCAAUUCGAUUAGUGUUAAUUCAGAUCAAGAGACUUAUUUAUCGGCAGAUGAUUUACGAAUCAAUCUGUGGCAUUUGGAAGUGACCGAUCAAAGUUUCAAUAUUGUCGACAUCAAGCCGACGAAUAUGGAAGAAUUGACCGAGGUGAUAACAGCAGCAGAGUUCCAUCCAACCGAGUGCAAUGUGUUCGUGUACUCAAGUUCAAAGGGCACAAUUCGUUUGUGCGACAUGCGUUCGUCGGCCCUCUGCGAUCGGCAUAGUAAACAAUUCGAGGAGCCCGAGAAUCCAACAAAUCGUAGUUUCUUCAGUGAGAUCAUUAGUUCAAUAAGCGAUGUGAAAUUAAGCAAUUCGGGCCGUUACAUGAUCUCCAGAGAUUAUUUGAGUAUUAAAGUAUGGGAUUUGCAUAUGGAAACGAAACCCAUUGAAACGUAUCCGGUCCAUGAAUAUCUUAGGGCUAAGUUGUGUUCUCUGUAUGAGAACGAUUGCAUUUUCGAUAAAUUCGAAUGCUGUUGGAAUGGCAAAGAUACCUCAAUAAUGACCGGCAGUUAUAAUAACUUUUUCCGUGUAUUCGAUCGUAAUACGAAAAAAGAUGUCACCCUAGAGGCCUCCAGAGACAUUAUCAAACCGAAGACGGUGCUAAAGCCACGUAAAGUUUGCACAGGUGGCAAACGAAAAAAAGAUGAAAUCAGUGUUGAUUGUUUAGAUUUCAAUAAGAAAAUUCUACAUACCGCUUGGCAUCCGCAAGAGAAUAUAAUCGCUGUGGCAGCCACCAAUAAUUUGUUCAUAUUUCAGGAUAAAUUCUAGCCUACAUUCAUAUACAAACCACAAAAUCAACAACAAAAACAACAACCACAACAAUAUUUUGUUAUUAUGUACUCUAUAAUACUAUUAUACACCACUUUGAGAACAACAACAACAACAACUUUACUCCUUCUUUAAACCGCCCCUAGAAAAAGAAAACUAAAUCACAACAACAAAAAGACUUUUCUCAUUGAUUUCUUUAAGGAAAACCACCACAAAUCCAUAAAAUAACAUUUAAAAAAAUAGUUUUUUUUUCUAUCGAUUGUAUUAUUAAUAGUUUUGUUUUCACUCAUGCUCUACCUCUUCCAAUACCAACUCUCUCACUCUUUCUCUCUCUCUCUAUCUCUGCUCUUAAGUUAUAUGCUAUUUUUUUUUACUAAUUUGUUAUAUUAUUUCUUGUUUUCCUUAAGUUUUUCCUUUCUCUCGCUUAAUUUUUUUGGCCUCUUCUAUUUCUCUCUUCCAACUUUAAGAUUUUUAUACAUAUUUUCUGUUAAAAUUGUAUGCUCCCUUCACCUAGCCCCCCCACUACUUUAUAUCUCAUUGUCUAUUCUCUAAUUAUUAUUAUAUUAUUAUUAUUACUAUUAUUAAAAAAAAAACAUAUGCCAUAGUGUCAAAAAAAAAAAACAAACAAAAAAAAAAAAAACAAUGCCUUUUUCUAAAACAAAACAAACAAACAACAACAACAACGUACUCUUAAAACUUUUUUGUUUUUAUAGGAAAUACUUUAAUUUUAUAUAAAACUCAAGUGAAGAGAAAAAUUCAAAACAAAAACAAAGAAAAUACAGAAUAAAUAAACAAAACAAUUAAACAUUAAGCAUAAUAAGCGUUUCUUUUUAAGAACAAAAAAAAACGCUUAGUUUUUUGUAAUGUUAUUAUAAAAACAAAACAAUUUUUUGAGAAACCAAAACAAAAAUAACCGAUAAAAAGCAAGAGAAAAUACCUACAAUUAUUAAAUAUUGAAACAAAAAGAAACCAACAAAAGAAUACAUAAAAGUCAAAGAAAUUCUCCUUACCGCUUAUUUACUUCUAUCUCUCUCUCUCUGUCUCUCCUCCUCCCCAAACCACACUCUUCAUUCAUCUGAAAAAGAAAUGAGAAUAAAAACUUUAUAAUAAAAACAAAAAAAAAAAACAAAUCCCAAAAAAUUACAA
Molecule: messenger RNA, 3179 nt
Organism: Stomoxys calcitrans (stable fly)
Lineage: Eukaryota; Metazoa; Arthropoda; Insecta; Diptera; Muscidae
Gene: tws
Product: protein phosphatase PP2A 55 kDa regulatory subunit
Exons: 5
Coding region: 702-2033 (443 amino acids)
Biological process (GO): peptidyl-serine dephosphorylation
Cellular component (GO): cytosol; protein phosphatase type 2A complex
Molecular function (GO): protein phosphatase regulator activity; protein binding
Source: RefSeq, a predicted model, not a curated record